AAAAAUAAAAACUUUGUAUCCAUUUCCAACAUCUCAGGGUGUCGUGAAGAUUCACGUCCUGCUGCCCUGCAAUGCGAGACGGAUUUUAUUCGCUCCCAGCAGAAACUAUAGCCUUACGUAAUAUUAUAAAUGUUUUGUCUUGCAUUCUCUAAAGAGACGAUCAACUAGUUAAACCUGAAACUAGAACCAUUCCUAUAAAUCUCCGUUCACAUGGUGACAUGUUGCAUUAGAUAGAUUUUCAAACGGGAAUAAUUGCUCCAAAAAAUAAUCUGGAAACUAUUUGAUUGAUCGGUUUUGGUAGGAUUUUGAAGCAAAAAGACCAUGUUCCAGCUAAUAAAUAAAACGAUGUACCUGUAUAUCCUCGGACUGGUGGCUUCUAGGUUCGUCUAUCGCUGGUACAAGGAAAGCAAAAGAGUGACCAACAAAAAAGAGAAAUAUGUCUACAUCACCGGCUGUGACUCUGGGUUUGGUAAUCUCCUCGCGAGACACCUGGACGAGUUGGGCUUCAAUGUAAUUGCGGCCUGCUACACUGAGAAGGGUGAGGAUGAGCUGAAGAAGAUCACCUCCGACAGACUGGCGACCGUUCACCUGGAUGUUGCCGACUCUGAGAGUGUCGAACAAACGGCAGCUCACAUCAAGACUCUGGUUGGACAGAAGGGCCUGUGGGCGGUCGUGAACAACGCUGGAGUCGCUCUGCCGUCUGGUCCCACAGACUGGCUCACGAUAGACGACUACAAGGACAUGAUAGCUGUCAAUCUGUGCGGCGUAAUCGACGUGACACUGAGUGUCCUCCCUCUCGUCAAGAAGGCCAAAGGCAGAGUGGUGAACGUGGCCAGUGUGUUUGGGCGAGUCAGCCCGUUCGGCGGACCUUACUGCGUGUCCAAGUUCGGAGUGGAGUCCUUCAACGACAGUCUGCGUUUAAACAUGGCACCAUUUGGCAUUAAGGUUGCAUGCAUUGAGCCAGGCUUCUUCAAAACCAAUGUGACUGAUACAGUGGCUAUGAAGAAUAACUUGGCAAUGCUGUGGAACAGAUUACCUCAGGAAGUGAAGGACGGCUAUGGACAUGAUUUCUUGAACGCAUCUAUUGAGAUGUUGGAACACAGGUUUAACAUGUUGACUGACGGCAACCUGAUGAAGGUGGUCGGCUGCAUGGAGCACGCCGUCUCUGCCGUUUAUCCCCGUACUCGCUAUUCUGCUGGCUGGGACGCAAAGUUCUUCUGGUUGCCUGCGUCGUACAUGCCAACCUGCAUCUUAGAUAGGCUUUUUCGUAGAAAUAGCCCCAACAUGAAACCAGAACUAUCUGCUUUGUAGUUUCUGUCAAAUCGGCUGUUUUGAGAAAAAACCGUGGGCUAAUUUAAAGAUCUGUUACAAGUCUUUUUAUAUUUACUGCAAUAAAUGUUUGUACAUGAAGGAUUACGCUGUCGAAAAUAUAUAAACACUUUCUGUAUUAUCAAACAUGUUUGGCUCUUUAAUAUAUCUUUGACUCCAGAGACAUUACCAUGCCUGCUUUAUGGAUCAUAAAAUCUAAUCUAAAUGCCUCACAGAUAACAGCCUUUGAACACCGACAGUAACUUUUGAUUAUUAGUUGUAUGAACUGAAUCGACGUAAAGCUUUUGUUCUUGAUGGACUUUUGCUCCUCUGCAUGUAUUUAAACCCUCUUCAGGAUUUUUAACUUGAUUUUCCUUCAACAUCAAAUUCAGAGAAAAGUCUGUAACCUUUGUGCAGAGUUAUUGUUUUCAGAGUGUAUUUGAGGUAAGAGGGGAAUGCAGUUAUCAAAACUACAGGUCCUUGUAAUCUGGUGUUGUCUGUUACACAACUGCAUGUUGGUGAAACAUUUAACCCUGAUGUUGUAUCCACUAUGGACCUUGACACUGCAGACGCACUAACAAAACGAUCAUCGUGACACCCUGACACAACUCGACUGAGGAUCGUCAAUACAUUCAAAUUAUUCCCAGACGAUCAUUUUAAAGACCUGUAGCCAUGGUAUGUUUGCAUUAUUAUUUUACACGACUGAAAUGAGUGUUACAAUCUGUGCAGAUUGGUUUUAUCUGAUCUCCACUGCUAACAUGCAGUACAGUGGAGAUUAAUGGGCUUUUCUUUGUUGUAAACAAAGCAUCACAAAUAAAAAUGUUAUCCGUAUUACACAUUAUAUUCUUGCAUUGUUAUUACUGAUUCACUUGUGAGUAAUUAUCAUUUUGCUGUGUGGUUUUAAUAAAUAUUUGAUCUGA
This is a messenger RNA of Cottoperca gobio, 2228 nucleotides long. It is a transcript of the gene dhrs9, whose product is annotated as dehydrogenase/reductase (SDR family) member 9. Gene Ontology annotation, biological process: steroid metabolic process. Bases 322 to 1311 code for a protein of 329 amino acids. Lineage: Eukaryota; Metazoa; Chordata; Actinopteri; Perciformes; Bovichtidae. The transcript is spliced from 5 exons. The record is from RefSeq and is a predicted model, not a curated record. Gene Ontology annotation, cellular component: intracellular membrane-bounded organelle. Gene Ontology annotation, molecular function: oxidoreductase activity.